Musa acuminata subsp. malaccensis (wild Malaysian banana) is the source of this 3984-nucleotide messenger RNA. Its product is annotated as U-box domain-containing protein 51. Gene Ontology annotation, biological process: signal transduction; protein phosphorylation. Gene Ontology annotation, cellular component: cytoplasm. Lineage: Eukaryota; Viridiplantae; Streptophyta; Magnoliopsida; Zingiberales; Musaceae. Gene Ontology annotation, molecular function: protein kinase activity; ATP binding. The record is from RefSeq and is a predicted model, not a curated record.
UCUUUUGUUCGUUCAUUUCCUAUCAUAUUUUUAUCCUUCUCACUUUCUCGCCUUCUGUUGAUGCCCUAGUUCUCUUCGAUUUCUUUCUUCUCGGUAUUUGGGCUCCGGAUUUCGAUGGGCGUGCGGAUUGGGAGAUCUAGAUCCGUGAUCUUAACCGGUUUCUUCGUCCAAGAUCUGAAUUCGUGACCAUUUAUUGGAUUUGGUGAAGAUGAGCGAAUUCGUUCGCCAGUGAUGGAUUGAUCGAAGGUGUGUUUUCAUCGGUUCUAUUCUGGUUCUGUUCCAAUGCGUUCAUAAUUGGUUGAGUUCUGUUGGAGUUGUGUUGACGACGUUGAGGUAUUUUGGCUCCUUACUCGCUUUAUCUUUGGAAUUUGAUUUGAUUUCCUCGAGGAGGGCAGCAUAAGAUUGAGAUAUCAUCGAUUGAUUGAUGAUAAGGAGAAUCGUGCUCUGAGAACCUUCCGAUGUUGGAGGUUUGAUGACCAUUGUUUUGGUAAAUCUUUUGAUAAUGCACCCUGGUUGAUGUUAUUGUCCAUGACCUCAUGGUUCACUAAAACAUGGAGGGAUAGCUGAUUUGGACAUUAGGAAUGAUGGAGGAAGAGAAUUUAAUAGAAAAAGUAUUUUGACCUUCUUGGUGGUCCUUCUUUAUAUAGUUCCCAGUUUCCUCUAUGGGGUGAGAAGUGAGUGGCAGUUUUAUAUUUUCUGAAAAAUGGAGUUGUCAGGUGAUUCAACACAAUCUGAACCAGGAACUUCUAAUGCUGCUUGGUGGGCUUCAGAUCUUAUAGAAAAUUUAAAUUCUGUUUCUUUGGCCCCACGAGAAGAAACUUUGACUACUGGAGAAUCUGCAAGUGAUGUGAGGCUAGCUGUACACUCAUCUCAGGUUGCUUCUCAAAUAUUGUGGUCCACUGGAACCUUUUCAGGAUUGAUACCUAAUGGCUUCUAUUCUAUCAUUCCAGAUAAGAAACUCAAGGAGCUAUUUGACACUAUUCCAUCUCCUGAUGAGCUUUUCUCUCUUGGAAUGGAAAUGUCCAUGGCUGACAUAAUUCUUGUAGAUGCAGAAAGGGACAAGAAACUCUCCAUGCUGAAGCAAUUAAGUGCUGCCAUGGUGAAAGGAAUAUAUGCGAACCCUGCUUUAGUCAUAAGAAAGAUUGCUGGUUUGGUCUUUGACUUCUAUAAGCGUCCAAAUUCAGAGCUGAGUCCUGCAAAAGCUUCUGUAGAUGAUAUUUCUCAUUUGAUGGAUAAUAAAGGUAUCCAACUUCUAGGGCAGAUUAGGCAGGGAUCAUGCCGGCCUCGCGCAAUUUUGUUUAAAGUUUUGGCAGAUGCUGUUGGUCUUGAGAGCAAACUUGUGGUGGGUCUUCCUAGUGAUGGUGGUGUCGAAUGCAUAGACUCAUUCAAGCAUAUGUCUGUGGUAGUUGUGCUGAAUUCUGUGGAGCUGCUUGUCGAUCUUAUGCGCUAUCCUGGACAGUUAAUUCCAUUUUCAACCAAGGCGAUCUUUAUAUCCCAUAUUUCUGCAGCAGGGGAGAGUGACUCUGCUGAGUAUGACUCUUGUGAUUCUCCCCUUGAACCCAAUAGUCCAUUAUAUGGGCUCUCUGACAAAGUGGAGGCUGCAGGUUCAGAGCACUAUGAAAAUCUCCAAUCUUCAUAUCAGCGUAGAGUUGACAUAUCGUCUAGUCUACUUGAUCACUCAUUGCGCAGGGUUAUGCUGAGAUCAACAACUUUUGCAGAGGGAAAUUUAAGUGAACCAGACAUUGCAAAUGCUUUCUGGAGGCGCAGCAGCAGAAAAGUUGCUGGUGGACGUACUGCUAGUUCAAGUCCAGAACAUCCUGUAUCUAGAGCACGAGGGCGGUCCAUGCUUGGUGGUGAUAGGCAGUUGUUUAGAGAAUAUGCAGAUGGCGUGAUCAUUUCAAGGUCAGAUGGUGCUUCAACAUCUGAUGCUCGUAGGGCGCGAAGAAGAAGCAUUAGCUUUACCCCGGAAAUUGGUGACGAUAUUGUGAGGGCUGUACGAGCAAUGAAUGAAGCUCUAAAACAAAAGCGUUUCUUAAGGGAUCAUGAUGGUGAAGGUUCAGGCUCAUUCUCUAUGAAUGAUAAAUGCAGGUUGAAUGACCCACCAAGUAAUGAUGAAGCAUCUGGCAGACUUUCUGAUACAUGUAGUAAUUUCCGAAAGCAGACAGGUUCAACUCAGAAGGCUAUAUCAUUGCCCUCAUCUCCUCAUGAAUAUAGGGGCCAGACAUUAAAGAGAAGUGGGGACUUUCUAAGAACAGAAGUCAUGGAAUCAAAUUGGAACAAACUUUUGCAGACAUCUCCCUUUUUGAAUAAGCCUUUAUUACCUUUUGAUGAAUGGAACAUUGAAUUCUCAGAGUUAACUGUUGGAACACGUGUUGGAAUAGGAUUCUUUGGGGAAGUUUUUCGUGGCAUAUGGAAUGGUACUGAUGUUGCAAUAAAAGUUUUUCUGGAACAAGAUCUGACAUCUGAGAACGUUGAAGAUUUUUGCAACGAGAUAUCUAUACUGAGCCGUCUCCGGCAUCCGAAUGUUAUAUUGUUUCUUGGUGCAUGUGUGAAGCCACCACAUCUGUCAUUGGUUACAGAAUACAUGGAGAUGGGAUCUUUAUAUUAUCUUAUACAUACUAGUGGCCAGAAAAGGAGGCUAAGUUGGCGUAAGAGAUUAAAAAUGCUUCGUGAUAUUUGCAGGGGGUUGAUGUGCAUACAUCGCAUGAAAAUAGUCCAUCGUGACCUAAAAAGUGCAAAUUGCCUUGUGGAUAAACACUGGACAGUCAAGAUAUGUGAUUUCGGACUUUCAAGGGUGAUGAAAGAUAGUCCAAUGAGAGAUAACUCAUCUGCGGGAACCCCAGAAUGGAUGGCUCCUGAACUCAUACGCAAUGAAUCAUUUACAGAGAAAUGCGACAUUUUUAGCCUUGGAGUUAUAAUGUGGGAGCUUUGCACUCUCAAUAGGCCAUGGGAAGGCAUACCACCAGUUCAGGUGGUAUAUGCAGUUGCUAAUGAAGGUAAAAGGCUAGACAUACCAGAAGGCCCUCUUGGCAGCCUAAUUUCAGAUUGUUGGGCAGAACCCAAUGAGCGACCAAGCUGUCAGGAAAUCCUCACUCGCCUCCUCGAUUGUGAAUACUCUCUCUGCUGACUUUUGUGUCGACUGUAGCAUGUACAGCAAGUUAGCUGGUCUGCCCAUCUACAUAGAGAAAACAGAGACAGCUUUCUCGAAGAUUGUGCCUCCUCCUGCUGCCCUAUACAAGAUACCACUAUCAAAGAUUGGCCUCCUGUUUGAAACACGGGUACGGCCGCUCGUGAGGGUCUGUUAACCGGCCUUCCCCUUCUGUGUCAUCGUGUCCCUGUUCCACAAACUAGAUUCUGCAUUCUUUUUUUUUUGACAAACCACCAAGAGUGUUACCGCCUCUUCCAACUCUACGCAGUCAAACCCAAAUCACAGCCCCAGAUAAAAAGUCUUAUGACCUGUUGCCAUCACUACCUCUUUAAUCCAUUAGGUUGAAAAGAGAGGAAGAAAGAUGAAAGGAAAAAAGCUGACUCCGACGUCUUGUUCAUUAGGAGAUCCAAGUUUGGACCGCAAUAUUCCCUCUCAGGGAACCCUCUAUUUAAAGUUUUAAUGCGCCUCGAGUUCUACUUUGCUGAUCACUUUUCCUCUACAUGUACAUGGCUGAAGUGGCAGCAGAGCAGUUGAAAGCUGAGUUGGAGGCAGAGAGAGUAAAGAAGCCGCAGUUCGAAGUGGUAGCCGUGCUGUUGUCAGUUGAAUUGAAGGUCAGAACAACAGUUUCCAAAAGUUGCGUUGACGCUCGACAUCGUCUCAUGUUCAUACAUGUUCCGCUGAAGAUCCAGCGUCACUGGUGGGUCAGUCUUAUUCUGAUCAUUUUAUCUUUGUCAGAAUGAUUAGACUUUACAAGAAAAUGAAUUCAUUUUUCUCAGCCGCAUCCAUUCAUGCAUGUAAAACAAUAUUAGUGAUCAAGAACUAAGUUACGUGACUAA